ACAUCAGAAUGGGUCUGGAGGCUGGAAUUGCAACACAGCUGGAGGGAUGUGGUGUCAUCUGUGCAAGGUGGACUUGACCCAAGUGUUCAGAUGGCUUCCAGUAAAUGGGAAAUGUGCCAAGUUACAUGUUAACUGGAUUUUCCUCUGCCUUUCUGACUCUAAGGCUCUGUGCUGCUCUCGGGUACCAUCCUGCUAAUUCUUUUGACUCUCUUCCUCUCCCAAAUUCUUCCCCUCUGCUCCUCCAGUCCUAUCUAUCCAACAGGCUCCUUGGAUCCAGUUUGGUUGACGUCGGAACGGCAGGUUCCUCCCCAGGGAGCACCAACAAGGACUGCUGGCCACGAUGGGCAUCCUGGAAUAUCGGUGUGUUCAUCUGUAUUCGUUGUGCUGGGAUCCACAGGAACCUGGGAGUUCAUAUAUCCAGGGUGAAAUCUGUCAACCUCGACCAGUGGACACAAGAGCAGAUACAGUGCAUGCAGGAGAUGGGGAACGGCAAAGCGAAUCGUCUGUAUGAAGCCUACCUGCCAGAGAACUUCAGGAGACCUCAGACAGAUCAAGCUGUGGAGAGUUUCAUCCGGGAUAAAUAUGAGAAGAAGAAAUACAUGGACCGAAGUAUUGACAUCAAUGCCUUUAGGAAAGAAAAGGAUGACAAAUGGAAGAGGAGUAAUGAGCCAGUGUCAGAAAGAAAACUGGAACCCAUCAUCUUUGAGAAGGUGAAAAUGCCUCAAAAGAAAGAAGAAACGCAGCAGUCGAGAAAAAGUUCUCCUAAAUCUACUGAACCAGUAAUGGACUUGCUGGGACUUGAUGCUCCUCUGACAACCACGGUGGCAAACGGCAGGCCCAGCAGCUUGGAGAAGGAUCUUGAUCUCUUUGCAUCAGUGGGAUCAAACUCUGACUCCAGGAAGGUCACUGGCUCUAUGCCAACAGCUGGAUGUGCUGGGUCUGUUCCUGAAAACCUGAAUCUCUUCCCUGAGCCACGAGGCCAAGGGGAGGAAGUGGGGAAGAAGCAGCUCUCAAAAGACUCCAUCCUCUCCUUGUAUGGCUCCCAAACACCUCAGCUGCCUGCACAAGGAGCAAUGUUCAUGGCCCCAGCUCAGAUGGCAUAUCCUGCAGCAGCAUAUCCUGGCUUCCCUGGCGUGGCCCCUUCCAGCAGCAUGAUGGGAGGCAUGAUGGCACCCUCGGUGGGGAUGAUGGCCCAGCCUGGAGCUGCAGGGAUGGUGACUCCCAUGGCCAUUCCAGCAGGAUAUGUGGGUAACGUGCAGGCAGCUGUCAUCGGUGUCCCCAACGGGAUGAUGGCUGCCCAGCAGGCUGGCUAUGUGGCUGGCAUGGCAGCAGUUCCCCAGCCUGUCUAUGGUGUGCAGCCAGCACAGCAGCUUCAGUGGAACAUUGCUCAGAUGACCCAGCAGAUGGCAGGGAUGAACUUCUAUGGAGCUAAUGGCAUGAUGGGAUAUGGACAGUCAACGGGUGGAGGAGGUGCCCAGGGCAGCAAUCAGUCCCUCAGCACCCAGAUGUGGAAAUGAUCCCUCGCAUUGUGACCAUUUUUGCCUUCUGUUCUGUUCUUCAAAACUGCUCCAUGAGACAUUCAGGGUUUUCCUUUCUGGCUGGUUGCCCAGCCUUGAACCUCUUUCCAUAACUGAGACCCAUCUCUGCCUUUUCACUGUCAGACACAGUGAAACCUCAGUGACCAGAACAUCAGCUCCCCUGUAUCUAGCACAGUCAAUGCACACUUCUGGGGUGGAAUCCCCUCCUUGCACAAACCUCCACUAAUGCUUCUGGGUAGCACUUCAUGUCCUGCUGGGUAUCUUAGCAGAGGUGUGACUGAGGAACUUGGGAAGUCUGUACUUCAUGCUGCCUGGCAUGCCAAGCCUUUUUAAAAAAAAAAAAAAGAAAUCACUUAAACUAGUAUUAGUAGGGGUUUUGGUUAGCAGAGGGGUGGAAACCCUGUUUGGUGCUGAGGAACUGGAUUUUAACCCAAGCCCAGGGGCAAGCAAGCCUUGCUACCUCUUCCCUUGAGUGGAGUUCUCUGGAGCUGAGGCCUCGCUGUGCUUGGCUCACCAACCCUCAUUGGAACCAAAGUCAUUGGGAAGAUCCCUCUCCCUCCCCCCAUGAGCAAGCAGGAUUCUCGCCCACUGUGGGGACAAUGUUUGGAAUGUGAAACUUGCACUUCAGAGUGGCUUUUCUGUCUAAUAUGUGGUAUUGAUGUAUUUAACUUUUAACAAUCUAACGGAGAGUUAACUUAUCAAGGGCUGAGAGCCCCACGUCAAGUUUUCUUACACUUUUAAAAUGACUAUGACAUCCUAAUUUAUACUUUUUUCAUAUUGUUUUUGUUGUUCCUGUAUUCUUGGUACCCUUUCCUAGUUGGCUUUUGACAUUUUUCUCUAGGCAUAAGAAGGUGGGUGGGUCAGAUUUCUUUUCUCAUCUUCAGUAGAACACGACUGCUUAAACUCAUCAGCGUGAGCAAGAAGCCAGACUUCUGUGGUCUGCUUUCUCCUGUGUAUAUGUAAAUUCCCAAAUAAAACAUUGCAGUGAAACCUCAA
Apus apus (common swift) is the source of this 2534-nucleotide messenger RNA. RefSeq names its product small ArfGAP2 (gene SMAP2). Gene Ontology annotation, molecular function: GTPase activator activity. Bases 105 to 1517 code for a protein of 470 amino acids. The record is from RefSeq and is a predicted model, not a curated record. NCBI's taxonomy places the organism in Eukaryota, Metazoa, Chordata, Aves, Apodiformes, Apodidae. The transcript is spliced from 10 exons.